CUCCACAAACAACACAUAUAAAACCCUGACCUCAAAUCUAGGGUUUAGAACCUUCAGCUGCUGCCUUCAUCGCUCUAUCCAUCUUCCACUCCGCAAAGCAGCCAUGAUCAUAUCGGAGAAGAACAGGAGAGAGAUCUCCAAAUACCUCUUCCAAGAGGGUGUGUGCUAUGCGAAGAAGGACUACAACCUAGCGAAGCACCCUGAUAUCGAUGUCCCGAAUCUGCAGGUGAUUAAGCUUAUGCAGAGCUUUAAGUCGAAGGAGUACGUGCGUGAGACCUUUGCCUGGAUGCACUACUAUUGGUAUCUGACCAAUGAUGGAAUUGAAUUCCUCCGCACAUACCUCAACCUUCCAUCGGAAAUUGUCCCCGCCACACUCAAGAAGUCUGCCAAGCCCCUCGGCAGGCCCAUGGGUGGCCCCCCUGGUGAUCGCCCUCGUGGACCACCAAGAUUUGAGGGCGACAGGCCUCGUUUUGGUGACCGUGAUGGAUACCGUGGUGGACCAAGAGGCCCAGCUGGAGAAUUCGGUGGGGAGAAAGGUGGAGCUCCUGCUGACUUCCAACCUUCAUUCAGGGGUGGGAAUGGUGGCGGGCGUCCGGGUUUCGGCCGUGGUGCUGGUGGCUUUGGUGGAGCACCUUCAAGCUAAACUCCUUUGUCUGUUCUUUAAUUCAUAGUUUUUAAUAGAGUAUUUUGUGAGCUGGAAUUAUGUCUAAGGAUCACUUCUAUUUUGCAUGAGAAUAUAUCCAAUGUUUCUCUCUUUUCGGAUAUCAUUAAUGUUGGUUUUUAUAA
Molecule: messenger RNA, 786 nt
Organism: Salvia splendens (bonfire salvia)
Lineage: Eukaryota; Viridiplantae; Streptophyta; Magnoliopsida; Lamiales; Lamiaceae
Product: 40S ribosomal protein S10-1
Exons: 5
Coding region: 104-643 (179 amino acids)
Cellular component (GO): cytosolic small ribosomal subunit
Molecular function (GO): structural constituent of ribosome; RNA binding
Source: RefSeq, a predicted model, not a curated record